Hemisphaericaspora subhashii is the source of this 2265-nucleotide messenger RNA. RefSeq lists its product as uncharacterized. Bases 1 to 2265 code for a protein of 754 amino acids. Lineage: Eukaryota; Fungi; Ascomycota; Pichiomycetes; Serinales; Debaryomycetaceae. The record is from RefSeq and is a predicted model, not a curated record. The transcript has a single exon.
AUGACUGGUCAAACUUCAACUGCUACCAUUCGAGUGUUUAUCCCAGGUGAACGAUUCAAUGAUAUUCUUCAAUCUAUUAAAAGGAAUGUGGUGGAAGAAAAAGAUGUUUUCAAUCAAAGAACUCAGGAAGAUUCCAAAGUUUUUACAUUCAACAGUUAUCAUCACGCAUAUGACUUCGCCUGGGAAAUGCAGAAUCUUCUGUUAUAUAUGUAUGAGCGACAAUCAGCCAAAACAAUCCUUUUGAGAUGUUAUAAAGAAUUUUGCCCCUCAACUUUAGCUUUAUCUGCUGCAAGCAAAGAGAAACCAGCCAAUGUGGUAUGGAAGCACAAACACACCCACGACACUUGUACAACUUCACAUUACGAAACAUAUGAUGAAAGUAGAAUAAUAAUACUGUUUAUAGUUGAACAUUUGAAGGUGAUGAAUAACGAAAGACUCGUUGAAGAAUUUAUAUUGAGACAUCCCGAUAUACAGGUUCCCACUUUUAAUAAAACUCUUAGUCGGUUAGUGACCGUAUAUGAGCAUAUGUAUACACAGUACAUUGCACAUUCUAAUAUCGAUGAAGAUAUAGAAGAUAUCAGAGAAAAAUAUUGCAACAACCAAAUAUUUGCAUCUAAAGAUUUAUCUAUUCAUAGAUUCAAUAAGAAAAAUUCCAAACAAGCGGGUUCUUGGUGUGUUAUUGUUCAAGUUGCGACAGAGAUCAAAAAGUUUGGAACUCUUCAAGUCGGUGCUUCUUCAAUCGGUAUUGAUCAUGCUUCAAAUGAGAAAGGCAGUCUUGUCUUGGUUAGUUUUGUCUCCAGGAAUAUGAUAACGGGUGGUGCUGCCCCUAUUGUCUUCCUCAUAACGAAUGAUUACUCACUGGACAUUCUUAAAUUCUUCUUCAAUGAAGUUAAAUAUUACAAUUCAUCUUUGGUUUCCCAGAACUUUAUGAUUGAAUAUGGUAUGCUAUCAACGACAAACAUUAUCAAAGAAGUUUUGCCUCAGUCAAGAAUACAAUUGUGUAUGGAAUCCGUUUACCACGCAAUUGCUAGAAAAGUUAAAGGCCUGGGAUUAGUUAUUCCGAUCAGUGAUUUAGGACGAAUCUUUUAUGAAUUUGUAUAUGCGAAUUCAGAUGCAGAACUGGAAACUAUCUGGGCUACCAUUGAAACUACAUAUGAAACUUAUCCAGAAUUAUGGGAUUUGUUGAGCCAAUUGAAGAAAGUAAGGAGGUAUUGGAUGUCAAUGCAGUCACUGGGUUUUAUCAAUUCAUCAAAUAAUUUGGUAGCAGAAUUCGAAGGACGCUUGAAGAAGAAUAUUAUUCCCAAUAGAAGAGUGGAUUACAUAAUUAAAACACUUGCAGAGGAAGUAGAGUUGUUGAAGCAAGAAUCAAAGGAAGUAUGGCAAGGAACACGUGAACGUAUUUUAUCACUGGUAGAGAUUCAAAAUCGAAAUGAUGCUAUUACAUUAGCUAGAGAAGAAGGUUUCAUUGAGAAUAAUGUUGUCUCUCACAACAAAUCGCAAGAGUGCUUUCAUGUUACAGUUCCUAAUGAAAUUGGUUGUAUUGUUAGAUGUUCAGAAAAAGGAUUUGCGUGUUCUUGCAAACUGUCAUGCCAUUGGUGUUUGCAUAUUUUCUUCGUUGUCAUUAAGAAAGAGAGAGAAGGUAAUUGGAAGAUGCAAUUCAACGAAGGGACCUUUACACAACAAUAUACACCAACUGAAGGUUUUAAACAGAGAGAAUACAUUGACUUACCACCACUAAUGUCGAAUAACAUCGAAUAUGAUCCAAUAAAUCAUGACCCCCUUAUUGAGAAUCAUCUUGCAGUUGAUGAUGACCAUCCAUAUAUUUCUGAUGAUUCGAAUAUCCAUGGUGAAACAAUUGAAAGUUUUUCAAGUCCUGAUAUAAACCAAGAUAACCGCGAAGAAACUAACUCACAAUGUCAAAUAAACAAGCUAUUAAAUGAAUCUAAUACAUUAAAGAGAUCAAUUGAUGAAAUUAGUAAUGGUAUGCAAAAAAAUGACGUCCUCCAACAGGUUGUUCGUUGCAGAUUAGAACUCCAGAAUAUUAAUAAAAGGAUUUGUUUACCCCAAGACUUGGAGAGGCAAUGUUCCAACAAUGGCAGAAGUAUUACCCCAAGACUGGGAGAAACAAUGUUCCAAGGCUCGAAGAGACAAUCCUACAAGAGAUGGAGAAGCAGUCUUCCAAGACUUGUAAAAGCAAUCCUCCACCAGUUGGGGAAAGGAUUUUCCAGGAGUCGGAGACAAGAUCAACCAACUCUUGGGGACUAA